Messenger RNA from Peronospora matthiolae, 2562 nucleotides. The record is from the annotation of a GenBank genome assembly. NCBI's taxonomy places the organism in Eukaryota, Oomycota, Peronosporomycetes, Peronosporales, Peronosporaceae.
AUGCCGAGCAGCGGCGAAACCAACAACACGGCCGAGUACACCGCGCUGCUGCUCGGCACACGGGCUGCCGCCGACCACGGUGUCACGCGCCUACGGAUCGAGGGUGACAGCACUCUUGUCAUCCAGCAGGCGGAGCUGGCGCGGAUGGAGCAGGCCACGCUCCAUCCCAUCGACAGGCAGGCGAAUGGUCAUGCCGACCGCCUCGCCAAUGCCGCUCUUGACCGCCGCACGACCACGUUGGAGUGUGGGGUGCAUACCGAUGGACAUGGAUGCACCUCCACCUCCACGACGGCCCCUGCACCCGCGGCUGCACCUCCGCCUGCCACACCGCAUGUCGCGGUGGGCACUGAUGAUCCCCCGAGCCCCACAGAUGCUGAUGACAUGGGGGACAUCGAUGAUGGCGAGGUGUAUGCAGCGAUGAGUGUAGGGCCUGAUGCAGUGCCUCAGCGCCGGUCGCGACUGCGCCUACGGCAGCUAGACGAAGACGAGGGAGAGGCUGCGGGCAAGUUGGUGGAGCGGCUAGCAGCGAAGCUAGCUGCCAAGAUAACGGAUGCUGAUGACUGGGAGGAGGCGGAGGGCUACAUCACAGCCCUCCCGUAUGCGCUGUACGAUCAACUGCAGCCUUACUCCCAGACACAGCACCCCGCCCAACCUCACUCCCAGCGCCCGCAGCUGCACCAUCCAGACGUGCAUCCUGCCAGGCGACCGGAGCCACACCAAGGUCCAACGCAGGCCGUGACGCCAGACGGUCAGCGCCAAGGUGGCAGCCGUUCACGUCGUCGCCGUGGUCACUCCGGUGGUGGCAUGGGGCGCCGGCGCACACGUCCGCCCCGUGUGACACGUCAUCACCGUGAGCACCGGCUUGACGAGGCUCUGGAUGCCAUGCAUGCUGUCCAGCGUAGCGAGCCGGGCAACCGCAAGGUUGUGGUCAAGGCACGUCGUCGUGUGGGGAGGAUCACCUCCUCCAUUUCGCAGCAACGCCUCCGCCACCUCUUCGAGACUUCGGAGAAGGUGUGUGUUGAGAGCAUCCUGGCGACGGCUCGGUCCAAGCGCGAGGCAGAUGAGGUUGCGGCUACGCCAGCCAGCACCUCUGCGCCUCCGCUGGACUGUGUGGACGUGGAGGAAGGCACCUGCCCUAUUCCAGGGGAGAGCCUGCACCGGUUCUUUACCGAGGUGAACACCCCGGUGGGUGCCUUCGACCCUAUGGCGCCAGUCGGAGCCUCGUUCCGCGCGGCCAUGGACCGCCUGCCUCCAGCGACAGUUGACAUGGCGCUGCUCACGGAUGGGCCGUCUUCGCAUGAGAUCGAGGACCAAGUGCAGCGUGCGCGUGGCAGUUCCAGCCCUGGCUUGGACGGUGUCGGCUAUGACAUCUUCAAGAUGUUCACGGCCCAGCUUCUGCCCGCCCUGCAUGCGGCGUUCGCGCGCUGCUGGCAGUCCAAGCGUGUGCCGCAGAGCUGGAAGGUUGGCGUGGUGCGCCUGCUGCACAAGAAGGGCGAUCGGCUCGACCCAUCCAAUUGGCGGCCGAUCUGCUUGCAGCAGGCCAUCUACAAGUUGUACGCCGGCGUCUUGUCGCGUCGCUUUACGCGCUGGCUCGACGUCAACGGUCGCCAUGCCGACGCGCAGAAGGGCUUUCGAGCCAUGAACGGCUGCGGGGAACACAACUUCCUCGCAGCCAUGCUCGUCGACCAAGCCCGCCGCAAGCAUCAAGAGUUGCAUGUCGUGUGGUACGACUUUGCCAACGCUUUUGGUAGCGUGCCACACGACUUGCUAUGGGAAGCGCUACAACGGCAGGGUGUUCCGCCCGAGUUUGUCGCUUGUUGCCGUGGUCUCUACGCAGACGCAGCGUUUACAAUUGGUAACGCUGUGGAUGGGACCACGGCACCGAUCGCGUUGAAGGUGGGGGUGUUUCAAGGCUGCCCACUCAGCCCCCAUCUCUUCACCGCCGCGAUCGCCCCGCUGCUUCACGCGCUCAAGUCGCUGCCGGACACUGGAGUGAAGCUGUCAAGCGAAGACCGUCCCGGUGCUGCUGCUUACGCAGACGACUUGAAGACAUUCAGCAGCACCGUGGACGGUAUCCAGCGUCAACACUCGGUGGUGCACGACUUCCUACGCUGGACUGGCAUGAAAGCUAACUCGCUGAAGUGCAGCACCAUGUCAGUCCAGCGAGAUGUGCGUGGUCUCCACCAGACCAGCGACCUCGGGCUGCAGCUGAACGGCACCCCGAUCCCCGCGCUCAGCGCCUCCGACUCUUACCAGUACUUGGGGAUCGGGGAUGGCUUCGACCAUGUGCGCCGUCGCGUCGAGCUGGGCCCAGCUAUCGCCCAGCUCAAGCAUGAUGCGACGGCACUGCUGCAGUCCGGGCUGGCGCCGUGGCAGGUGGUCAAGGCGGUCAAGGUGUACUUUACCCGCGCGUCGAGUACGCCCUCCGGCACUUGCGACCGUUCGCACAGCAGCUGGAGGGCUUCGAUCGCCACCUUGUUCACGGCCUCCGCCACCUGCUGCGGCUGCCGACUAGCGCUACGACAGCGUUUCUUUACGCUCCUGUUUCUCGUGGAGGUUUAG